Molecule: messenger RNA, 1527 nt
Organism: Amorphotheca resinae ATCC 22711
Lineage: Eukaryota; Fungi; Ascomycota; Leotiomycetes; Helotiales; Amorphothecaceae
Exons: 3
Coding region: 1-1527 (508 amino acids)
Source: RefSeq, a predicted model, not a curated record
AUGUCAACGAAAACAGAGAUCUUUCUUUAUGCCAAGUUCGAUCUAUCUGCCCUUCUUAGUCUCGCAGGAAAACUCCGGAAUACACCAUGCUCUUGCGAUCUAUCCCAGCAGCCAAAAAGCGGAAGCCUAAAUUGGGCAAUUUUCCUUUCAUUUGAAGACGGCGUGGAAUGGGUCUUUCGUUCUCCUCGAGAGAGCCACGAUAUUUCUCCGCAGACCAUAGCAGAGUUGCUUGAAAGCGAAGUUGCAACUAUGAAAUAUAUCAAGCUGAACAGCUCAAUUCCCGUCCCAGAUGUAUUCGAUUACAGCAGUAGUGGAUCUAAUACAAUUGGGAUUCCUUUUAUUCUAAUGGGCAAGGCUCCUGGUUUCCCACUGAGCGAUUUUGCCUGGGACGCUUGUCCAGAGGGAAUGAUCACGUCUCGCAAACCACGUCCCUGUCUCAAAAGAGCGAACAAAGAGAAGAUAAUGUGGCAACUAGGUGAUAUAAUUUCACAAUUGUUGAAACUACGGUUUCAAAAGAUAGGGUCACUGUUUGAGGAAAAUGGACAAUAUGUUGUGAGGAAGUGCCUCUCUCCCGCACUGAUUUGGCACGAGCGAGAUUCACUAGAUGAUGACGUCCCACGAGGCCCAUUUCAACACGACCACGAGUACUAUGAAGCAUUGCUUUCAGCAUUUCUUCUUCACGUCAAAGAGCUUCCGCUAGAGCAACACAUUUUCUUUGCUCCAAUCCCAGGACUCGAAGAAUUCGAAACAUUUCUCAAACAUCGAUCUGCAGUUUGUCGAUGGAAUGACUUUGUUACUGUGGGGUCAAAAAUCGAUAGCAGCAAGAACAGGUUAGACUACUGUACCGCUGGACAUUUCUUGCAAAAAAUGAUACCUUCGAUUAGUCAACGAUCAUUUACGACCCUGGGCGACUUGAAUGGGAACCCCCUCGGCCAUCCGGACCUUAGUACGAGCAAUAUCUUUGUUGAUGAUGAUUUCAAUAUCACUUGUAUUAUAGACUGGGCAUUCUCCUCCACAGUUCCUAUAUCAACACUCCUUACGACUCCAAGCCUACCUCACCCAAGAGAUAAAGUUGACAACACGCUAGUUCCUACUUUCAGGGCCAGUUUCACCCAUCACUUCUUUCAGGGAAAUGAUAUCAAGCUAGACCCUGCAUUCUGGGAAUCUACCCGGAGAGCAUGGCUUUUUACGCGACUAGUGACUCUCGAUGGUCGCCAAGACUAUCAUUACUUCACAGAGCUAUAUGCAUCUGUAUAUAAACCAGAGGAUGAUGUCAAUAUCCCGGAGCUUUUCAAAUGCGUACAGAAGCAAGAGGAGUUUAUAAAACUUGCCAGCACGCUUGCAGAGGAUGACCGUCCAGCAAGUAAAAUUAAAAGAGAUGAAGAGGAGUACUUCCGCUAUUCGGACCCGGGGAAUGAAGCGAUAGCGAGGAAACUUACAAUGGUGAUGGGGUUGAGUAAGGGAUUCGUGGCGGAUAAGAGGCUGUGGAAAUGGAUUGACGAAGCGAUGAUUGCAUCGAUCUUAUGA